AUUUAUCUUCAAGAACGUAUGAAGAAUAGUCGUGUAAUCGUGUCAUGAUUUAAAUUCUGUGUUUGUGUUUUGUGAAAACAUUUCAAAGGAUUAUUAUGCGCCGUGGAUGUACUACAGUGUUACUAGUUUUAGCGGCUAUAACAACAGCGCGAGUUGAUCGAAGGUUGAAACGACAAAAUGACGAAGACAGAUGGGAAUGGGGCUAUGUCAUCGAAUCGUCAUCAUCAAUCCCAGAUAGUAAUGUAAGUCCCCGGGCAGAGUUGACGAAUGCAACCACUUCGCCCCCGGAAACAGAAACUGAGCCCAGCUUCUGCCAGGAGUAUAACCCACCUGUGCCUAAUUUCAAUACGCCUGGUCGAAGAAUAAGCGAAGCAAAAUGCUACGAGUAUAUUUGGAAACUAAAGGUUCGUUUGGAAGAAGAUAAACGCUUUGAUGAAUGUUUAGCCUACAAACGAAAAAAGUACAAUGUCCAAUUCGCUGUAGGGGGACAUCCUACUGGACCGGGUGACUACCCACAUAUGGGCGCUAUUGGUUGGAAAGCAUCAGUCGGAACUUGGGUGUUCAAAUGUGGAAGCUCCCUCAUAAGCGAGAAAUUCGUAUUAACUGCUGCCCACUGCGCAAGAGCAUCUUCAAGAGACUCUUCUAUUGCCGACCCGGUGCCGAAAAUCGUCAGGCUUGGCGAUAAGAACAUUAUUGAUUCGUUCUACCACGGCAUACCACCAACCGAUAGAAAUAUAUCGAGAAUCAUAGUGCAUCCCCAAUUUUCGCCACCAAAGAAGUAUUUCGACAUUGCACUGAUGGAGUUAGACAAGGAAGUGACUUUCUCCAGGUUACUACAACCAGCCUGUCUUUGGGGUAAUUUCGAUACCAGAAAUCUAGGUAAUGAUGCUACGUUAACAGGCUGGGGUGUCGUUAAAUCGGGAUCCCUCAAGAUAUCUCCAGAACUCCAAGCGGCAACAGUGGACAUCCUCGACUCCCAAUUAUGUGAUGAUCUGCUCAAAACUUCGUGCAACAGAAACUGGUGUGGGAUGAUGGAUCAUCAGAUCUGCGCUGGCAAGUUGGCUGGUGGCGUGGAUGCUUGCCAGGGUGAUUCUGGAGGACCCCUGCAAGUUAAGAUCCCACUGCCCACAAAUAAACAAGGACAAAUGCACUACGUGUUUGGAGUCAUAUCCUUCGGGAUAGGAUGCGCUUAUCCAAAUUUACCCGGAAUUUACACCAGGGUGUCCAGUUUUAUAGAUUGGAUCGAAGAUAUUGUAUGGAAUAACACUUGA
This is a messenger RNA of Amyelois transitella, 1271 nucleotides long. Its product is annotated as testisin. Gene Ontology annotation, biological process: proteolysis. The transcript is spliced from 10 exons. Gene Ontology annotation, molecular function: serine-type endopeptidase activity. Bases 96 to 1271 code for a protein of 391 amino acids. Lineage: Eukaryota; Metazoa; Arthropoda; Insecta; Lepidoptera; Pyralidae. The record is from RefSeq and is a predicted model, not a curated record.